Messenger RNA from Gastrolobium bilobum, 510 nucleotides. RefSeq names its product TMV resistance protein N. Gene Ontology annotation, molecular function: protein binding. The transcript is spliced from 2 exons. The coding region runs from base 1 to 510 and encodes 169 amino acids. NCBI's taxonomy places the organism in Eukaryota, Viridiplantae, Streptophyta, Magnoliopsida, Fabales, Fabaceae. The record is from RefSeq and is a predicted model, not a curated record.
AUGAUACUGGAGUUACCCGGAAGUCGCUUUGUGUCAAUUAAUUUUCUCAUACCAAAGAAGAAGUUUGUGAAUAUGAAAGUCUUGAAUUUUGAUGACUGCGAAUUUAUAACAGAGAUACCUGAUGUGUCUGGUGUCCCAAAUUUAGAAGAAUUAUCAUUUGGAUAUUGUGAGAAUUUAAUUAAAAUUCACAAAUCAGUUGGAUUCCUGGAUAAACUUAAAAUUUUGAAAGCUAAUGGAUACAAGAAGUUUAGGAGUUUUCCACCCAUCAAGUUGCCCUCUCUUGAAGAACUCAAUCUUUCAGAUUGUCCUAGUCUUGAGAAUUUUCCAGAAAUAUUAGGAAAGAUCGAAAAAAUAACACAGCUUGAUUUGAUUGAAACUCCCAUAAAAGAACUGCCAUUUUCUAUUCAAAAUCUCACUCGGCUUCAAAUUCUAGCGUUGGGCGGUUGUGGAAUUGUUCAAUUACCAAGUAGCAUUUUGAUGAUGCAAGAACUUGAUCGCUUGAUUGUUUAG